AUGGAGCUGGUGCUAGUGGAGAGCGUGGAGGGGGAACAGGAGGUGCAGCCGGCGAAUGGGGAGCCGUCGGCGCCGGCCCUGGAGCUAAACCUCCUCGGCGCCCUCGGUGCUGAGGAGAAGGGGAAGGCCAAGUCGAGCGAGGCGGCGGGGCCGUCCGUGGAGCAGAAGGCCGCCGCCGCAGGCGGCGAGAAGCGCCGCAUGUUCAAGUGCAACUACUGCCAGCGCAAGUUCUACACGUCGCAGGCGCUGGGCGGCCACCAGAACGCGCACAAGCGCGAGCGCUCCAUCGCCAAGCGCGUCGCCGCCGGGCGGGGCGGCGGCCCGGGCGCCCUGUACGGCGCGGCCGACCCCCUCGUGCCGCACCACCUCCGCUACCCCAGCGUCUGGCCCUAUUCCGCCCCCGGCAGGUUGUUCCUCGGCCGGGGCUCCGCCGCUGCGCCGUUCUACGGAAUGCACAUGCACCACCACGGAUGGGGCGCGGCGGCCCUGCCGUCCCUGGCUGGGCUCGCGCGUCACGCCGCUGCCAACCGCCCGAUGCACCCGCCGGAAGUCCCUGACGCGGCGCCGGCGAUGCCCGCGCCGAUCCGGUGGGCUGGUGGCAGCUCCGCCGGCAGCGGCAGUGGCCACGGCGGCGAUCAGAACGGUAAUGAAGUGAAGCAAGAGGAGGAGAUCGCCGGCAAGAUAGACUUGACCCUCAAGCUCUAG
Aegilops tauschii subsp. strangulata is the source of this 705-nucleotide messenger RNA. NCBI's taxonomy places the organism in Eukaryota, Viridiplantae, Streptophyta, Magnoliopsida, Poales, Poaceae. The record is from RefSeq and is a predicted model, not a curated record.